Messenger RNA from Guillardia theta CCMP2712, 1065 nucleotides. RefSeq lists its product as hypothetical. The record is from RefSeq and is a predicted model, not a curated record. Gene Ontology annotation, molecular function: calcium ion binding. Bases 1 to 1065 code for a protein of 354 amino acids. The transcript has 5 exons. NCBI's taxonomy places the organism in Eukaryota, Cryptophyceae, Pyrenomonadales, Geminigeraceae.
AUGGCGCUAUUGACCGGCAUCGACUCCUUCUCCUUCUGCCCCUCCUCCCUACUUGGCGCCUCCAACAGACUCGGCAAGUCGCACUGUCCGCGGACGUUCUCGAGAAACCCUGUGCUGAGGGAGAGCAAGAGCUCUAAAGGGAAGAUCCUUAUCACUCCCGCCGACCUCUCGCAGGCGUUCGAGCAAAUGGACGCAGAUGGGUCGGGCAGCUUGUCUGCAGAGGAGGUGAUGUCAGUGCUCAAGGCGAUGGGAUAUGCGGAGCAGGAGAGGAGGUGUAUCUUCGAGAACAUCGACGCUGACAAGGACGGGGCGGUCAGCAAGGUCGAGUUCCUUCGGGCAUGCGAGUCGGAGACGAUCUGCGCGAUCGUGGACGAGGACUCGAAGGAUGGCGGGUGGAAGGAGGAGUUGAAGGAGCAGGACGCGACGCCCGAGGAUGAGCUGAGCGUCAAGAACUUCUACAAGUCGCUCAUCCAGUACAUGCGGAAGAGGCCGGAAGAGGUGGAGGGCAAGACCGCUCGGAGAGCCGGGAGGGUAGGGGAUGGGAAGGUGAAGGAGCUCAAGUCGGCGGAGGAGUUCGAGAAGGUGAUGGAGGAGGCGGGCGACUUUCCUGUGGUUGUCAAAUUCUUCGCCUCCUGGUGCCGAAAGUGCCUCGCACUCAAGGCGAAGUAUUCCGGCAUCGCUAAAGGCUACGGCGAGCGAGCAAUCUUUGUCAAGAUCGACAUUGAAACCAAGGGCGCGUCAGAUCUGGUGAAGAAGAGGGCUGGGGUUGUAGCUAUCCCAACCUUCCAGGUCUGGAAGGGAGGUCAGCCAAUAGACAAGUAUGUCGCUGGCUCUGUUAUCGCACAGAUCCCUGGAGAUCUUGCAAAGAUGAUCGACAAGCACAUCGACGGAGACUUCUCGCUCGUCAAAGCCAUAGAGCAGGAGCCCGUCGUUGAGGAGCCUCCCAAGCAAGAGAAAGAACAGAUCCAGCUUGGAAAGGCUGAGGUCAAUCAGGACGCAAUGGCUGCAUGGCGAGCGGCGCAAGCGGCCAAGACCUCAUUCUCAAGGAACCCUUUCAAGAAUUGA